This is a messenger RNA of Diversispora eburnea, 603 nucleotides long. The record is from the annotation of a GenBank genome assembly. Lineage: Eukaryota; Fungi; Glomeromycota; Glomeromycetes; Diversisporales; Diversisporaceae.
AUGAGGGAUAUUCACCGUUAUUAUCAUAUUCGUGAUGUGGGAAUACCAGUACAGCAAUCAAAUUCUACUAUUGUUACAAAAUUUGUUGAAACCUUGUUGAUAAUGUGGAAUAUUUUAUUGUUACUCUCAACUCCUGAGAAUAAUAUUUGCUGUGAGCAAAGUUUAAUACAAGGAAAAUGCCAAGAAAUUUCCGUCACGAAUCCUGACGAUCGACAAAAAGAAAAAUGCCAAGGGAGCGAGCCUACAAAUCAUAACAUUCACGUAACUGAGGAGCCUGAUGAGAUUGAGCCCACUAAAAGACAGUGUAUAGUGCAAGGAUUAACAAAACAAUUACUCAGUAGCAACCCUAUUGUACCACCCGUUUCCUCUGAGAUUAUGGAGCAUGAAGAAAUCUUAGCUUGGUAUUAUUACUCGGACGAUUUUGAAAAUAAAGUUAUCGAAAUUUGCUGUGAGUUAGGGGUUACAGAUAAAACUGCUAGAAUGCAAUUAUACAAAGAAAUGUUAAAACAUCUACCUGGUAUUACAUCAGGAAACUUGCAUACGAAAGCCAACGUUAGUAUACCAUCCAUAUCUCAACCGAAAAAAGCCUUACUGGAAACCCAG